AUGACAAACGCAUUUGCAGUUUGUCUUAUUUCUAUAUUGUUCUUUUGUGGUAUAGGUUUGUCAAAUGCUCGGCAAACACCAAAAGAAUGUUCAAAGGGACCAGAAUAUUGGUGUGAAAGUUUGAGGCGCGCCGCAGACUGUGGAGCGGUGCAACACUGCAUCGGCACAGUGUGGGAACAAGAGCGUGUCACGGUCAAGGACAACGAUGUAUCCGAAAAGAUCGUCCGUCUCUUCAGGCAGCUGAAGGAUGUUAAGGACAUGAUUAAUGACGACUAUCUAGGAACUCGCGUGAGCUCAGCCUGCCGCGAUGUUCCAUCGCCCGCCAUAUUGUCUCUAUGCAAGGAGAACACAGCCGAGCUACAACAGUACAUGAGUCACGUCCUACAAUCGGACACCUCUCCCGAAACGAUGUGCAGAAUUAUUGGCAUGUGCAAUAAUGCCAAGUUAGAUUCGCUUAUCUCGAAAAAGAAGACUGAAGAGCACACAAAACAGAAACCUCAUCUGUUGGGAGCUACGAAAUGUACGUGGGGUCCUUCCUAUUGGUGCAGCAACUUCAGUACCGGUCGGGAAUGCAAAAUGACACACCACUGCGUACAGCGCGUGUGGUCUAAGAUGGCGUACCCGCAAGACGAUGAUGGUAUCUGCAAAAUUUGCAAGGACAUGGUGAAACAGGCUCGCGAUCAGCUACAAAGCAAUGAAACACAGGAAGAGCUAAAAGAAGUUUUUGAAGGGGAAUGCAAAUUGAUUCCAAUCAAGAUCGUGACAAAGGAAUGUAUUAAAUUGGCGGACGAUUUCGUGCCAGAAUUGGUUGAGACUUUGUCCUCGGAAAUGAACCCUCAAGCGGUUUGCUCGGUCGCCGGACUCUGCAACAACGCCAAUAUUGACAAUCUUCUAGAAGACUAUAACACAGCCUUAAAAAACAGGGAGGGAUGUUCCAACUGCAAAAGAACUGUCGGUAUUAUGAGGAAACGCUUUGAUGAAACUACUUAUGAAGAUUUUCUAGUUGGACUGCUUCAGGCAUGUCAAAAAUUAGGCUCCCUAUCAGACUCCUGUUCAAUGCUCUCCUUCAAGUACUACGAGAACAUAAUAGCUGGCCUCAAGAAGGAUUUGAACCCACAGUCCGUGUGUCACCUCAGUGGGCAAUGCAGCCAUCUCUACCACUCUCACAACCUGUACACUUUCCCCGAAGAUUCUAAACAUUUCAAGGCCUCUGAUGACAUCCCGUGUGAGUUCUGUGAACAAGUGGUCGAGCACCUGCGCGACACGCUCGUCGCCAACUCCACUGAACUGGAGUUCCACAAGAUACUUACUGGUGUAUGCAAACACACCGGCGAGUUCAAAUCCGAGUGCCUCCAGCUCGUAGAUCAAUAUUUUGAAACUGCCUACAAUUUCUUAGUAUCCGAAAUGAAAAGCGCUGAAGUAUGCAGCUUAAUGGGAAUUUGUACGAACAAGACUGAUGUGGACAUUGCGCCAUUGCUACCGAAGGAACUGGCUAUUAAAGCUGUGACGAUGUCCACCAGACUUAUUGGCCAAGAUGAGGCAAAUAGCUACGUAACGCCCGCGCCCUCAAAGAAACAAGAGAACAUACAAAUAAUGGGUACUGAAGUAACUCAAGUGCCAGUAUUGCCGAUAGAGAGAAUGUUCGUGUCUGUGCCGCGCUCCGACACCAUAUGUUCCUUCUGCCAGUACUUCUUACACUAUAUACAAGUGGAGCUCAGUGAUGACAAUACUGAGGAGGCCAUAAAGAAGGCGGUGGAGGGCGCGUGCGACGUGCUGCCGCAGUCCAUCAACGACGAGUGCCGCCAGUUCGUGACGGAGUACGGGCCCGCCGUCAUCGCGCUGCUCGUGCAGGAGAUAGACCCCGCCAGUGUAUGCCCAGCUGUAGGCCUCUGCCCCAAGACGGAGGAAGUUCGCCGCGUCGAUAUCAACGCGCAGAAGUCCAACUGCCCGCUCUGUCUCUUCGCAGUGGAACAGCUGGAAACCAUGCUGAAGAAUAACCGCAGUGAGGAUAAUAUCCGUAAAGCGUUAGACGGGCUUUGCAAUCAUCUCUCUACGAAACUGCGCACCGAAUGUGUGGACUUCGUGGACACCUAUACAAAACAAUUAGUAGAAAUGCUAGUAGCCGAUCUAAACGCUCAAGAAAUAUGCGUAUAUCUCAAAUUGUGCACGGAUAACAAGAAACACAUCGAUCCUUUGGCCCUAAGUGAUUCUGCUAAAGGCAAGACCGAACCCCCGACCCUCGGACAUCCGUCCAUAGAUAAGUUCCACGAUAGCCCCAUACUGAGAGGCGAUAGGAAUAAUAGACGUCGACCGAUGCUGCCUAAAUAUAUGCUGGAAAAUGGGGUUGGUGACAUAGCCACAAACGCGAUCCCAGACAAUACAAUAAAUGGCCGCCCCAUCGAAAAGUCAGAUAAAACUAUAUGCGUUAUUUGCGAGUUCGUUCUAAAAGAGAUCGAUGACCAGAUAAAGGAUAAGCAUAAUGAUGACGAAAUCAAGAAAGUAGUGCACGGUGUAUGCAAGCACAUGCCCAAGGCGGUGCGUCCCGACUGCGACGAGUUUGUGGAGAAGUACUCGGACCUGGUCAUCAGUCUGCUGGCCCAGGAAAUGAACCCGGAUGAAGUGUGCAGGGAGCUAAAGCUGUGUACUAGCUCGCUGCAAAAACUGAAAGCAGAAGAGAUCUUGGAUUGCGCUGUGUGCGAGACCGUGGUGAUGGCUGUGAAGAAGGUUCUCGGCAACGAUAAGGUGGACAGGAACAUCGUUCAUAUCGUGGAGAAGGCCUGCAAUGCGCUACCAGCUAAAUAUUAUGAUAGGUGCCACACGAUGUUGGAGAUAUACGGCGCGGGCGUCAUACGCCUGAUAGAGGAGUUCGGCACGAAGGACGUGUGCAAGAAGAUAGGCCUGUGCUCGGCCGCCGACGCCGCGCUCGUGCGCAUGCGCCGCACUAAGGGG
Brenthis ino (lesser marbled fritillary) is the source of this 2949-nucleotide messenger RNA. The record is from the annotation of a GenBank genome assembly. Lineage: Eukaryota; Metazoa; Arthropoda; Insecta; Lepidoptera; Nymphalidae.